GGCAACGAAUGACGCUUUAAGUUUUGGAACUUUCAACCUACAAAACACCAAGAUUUUCAGCGAAAUCACGCGAUAAAUAAAGCUCAUCAAAUUAACUCUACAUUCCUUGAUCAUGUCAGACGAUGCUAUUGAUCCCCUGGCCCUUGAACUUAACCGUGACUUGAAUCUUGCUGCGGCAGGAGAGGCCCAGAGCCGUUAUACGUUAGGACUUUGGGAAAACGAAGAACUUGCGAAGGUCCGAAUUAAAGUCUUCAAUAAGCACACAGCCAGUGUUAACAGCUGUGACGUUUUCUGCAAUGACAGGUUUGUGCUGACGGCAUCUGAUGACCACUCAGUGAAGUUGUGGGACUCCAGGUCUGGCUCACUUCGUAGGUCAUACGAUGAGCUUCAUUCCAUGGAGAUCAGUGAAGGCAGGCCAAGUCAUGAUGGCACAAGAUUUGUUACCUGUGGCUGGGACAAAAUGGUUAAAUUUUGGGACACAGAAAAUGGAACUUGCCUGUGGAAGCUGGGUCACGGAGGUGUUGUCAUGUGCUGUAAAUUGUCGCACAAUGGAAAUCUUGUUUGUUCCGGGUCAGACUUCGACAACUCGGUUAAAAUAACGGAUACCAGAACGGGAGAUAUCGUUCACAAUUUGAAAGCAUUUUACAAGAGCACAGUAACGAGCUGUGUAUUUUCCUUUGACGACUGCAAAGUGAUAUCAACAUCUAUGGACAGGACGACCAAGUUCUUUGAUCUUCGUUCGGCCACCAAUACAAUCUCACUUGGGGGUCACAUCAACGUGAUAUCCGGCUGCGCCAUCACACAGAAUGAGCGAAACUUCGCGACGUGUUCGUGGGACAAGUCCGUUCAGUUGUGGGACAUCUCCACCGGAAUGUACAGGGCAAAUGGUCCAAUCAGUCUGAAGGGGUCACAUGAAGGUUCUAUCAGCUGCUGUAACUUCAGCAGUGACGGUCUCAUGCUGGUGACAGGCUCAUUUGACAAUUGUAUUGUGGUGUGGGAUUCCGACAACCAUGUGACCAAGUUAAAACUGCAGGGACAUACUAAUUGGGUUAAUGAUGUCAAAUUCACCGACGACCAGAAAUGGCUGAUUUCAUGUUCGAAGGACAAAACAGUACGUAUGUGGAAUAUUGAAGACUCUGACAAAAUUCCCGCUGUGUUGGAAAAUAGAAAGUCUAUUGGCUUGAAGGUUAUUUCGUGUACCAGGUGUAAGAAGCCAUUCUCGAUGUCUCAGGUGGACAACUUCCGAGAACUAGCGCUGUGCGUGUUCUGUCGACUCCAGAACCCAGAGAAAUCAUGGCUGUCUCUUGAAGAGUCGGAUACUUGAACAUCUGCAGACUAGCGGCAUUUCUGUGAUAGAACAAACUGUUCCCUGUGAUAAAAUUAGCAAACUGCUCACUGUGAUAAAAAUUGAAAAAAAUAUUCACUAUGACACAAUGAAAAAACUGUUCACUGUGAUCAAACGAACCACCUCACCGACUGUGAUGUGGAUAAAAUGUGGAUACAAAAGUAAUGUGAUGUUCAUUUAUGCUGGAAAUGAAACUUUAAAAUGUGAAUGGAAAAGUAAAACCAAAGUGCAGCUAUUCUUUUAAUCAAAAAAAAAAAAAAGUUUUGUUAAACAACA
Molecule: messenger RNA, 1621 nt
Organism: Gigantopelta aegis
Lineage: Eukaryota; Metazoa; Mollusca; Gastropoda; Neomphalida; Peltospiridae
Product: WD repeat-containing protein 88-like
Exons: 11
Coding region: 113-1324 (403 amino acids)
Molecular function (GO): protein binding
Source: RefSeq, a predicted model, not a curated record